UUUUUUUGUCUCUUGGAAAUCAAUAAAAUGUACAGAGUAUACGAGUCAUACUUUUGCUGUUGUGCCUUAAAUUAUGACUUUCCCAAAAUAGAUGAGGUCACCGAGCUGUAUCAAAGCGGAAGAUCUCCGCGCGCGGAGCUCUAAAAAACAAUCGGCUUCCCCAAUCAACAACACAUGCUUUUCUCCAGGACUUUACAGCCUUUGCAGCGCAACCGUGUCUGGACCAUCUCCAGACUUGCCAAUCGGCGAUAUGGAUCCACCCUAGCUGACGCGCUCGCCAACCCAGAGAAAAAAGUACACUCGUUCAUCUCACGCUCGCGCGACCCGUACCUCAACCUCUCGAUCGAACACUACCUACUCACGAAGUCUCCGCACGACUCAACAAUCCUGUUCCUCUACACCAACCGACCAUGCAUCGUCAUCGGGCGCAACCAAAAUCCAUGGAUGGAAGUGAACCUAGGGCUCUUGAGAGCGGCGCGGUCGAGCCAACGUAAAGAGACGGAACCGCCAGGCAUUGGGGAGCUCGACCUCGUGCGGCGGCGGUCCGGCGGCGGCACAGUCUUCCAUGACGAGGGCAACGUCAACUGGGGCGUGAUUUCUCCGUCGGACGAUUUCUCGCGCGACAAGCAUGCGGAGAUGGUGGUGCGCGCGCUGCGGAAGCUCGGCGUCGAGCGCGCUAGGGUCAAUGAGCGGCAUGAUAUUGUGCUGGACCAGGGCGCAGAACGAGCGAAGGUGGAUGAGGCCGAUACCCAUAAGACGCCGUUCGGGGAGGGGCCGCGCCCGUUGAAGGUUUCUGGCUCGGCGUAUAAGCUUAUUCGUGGGAGGGCAUUGCACCAUGCUACUUGUCUGCUCUCAUCGCCAAACUUGCAGAUCAUCCCGGAUUAUCUGCACUCCCCUGCUAAGCGGUUUAUCAAGGCCCAGGGUGUUGAGAGUGUCAGUUCGCCGGUCGCAAACAUUGGAAUUGAGAACAGUGACUUUGUGGAAGGGGUUCAGAGCGAAUUUGGCAGUAUGUACGGGCUGAGCUCGGACGGCAGCGUUGCUGUCGAAGUUGGAGAAGAACAGUUGGGCGUCCCCGAAAUCGACAAGGGAUAUGAAGAGCUAAAGACCCUCAAAUGGACCUAUCUAUCAACGCCAAAGUUCAUCUUCUCGACCAAGGAACCCUUGCCAGAUGAGCGUAGAGACCCGGUGCUCCCUGCCCACUUGGAGGAUGCUCAGGUUGUGCUUACUGUGCAUAAUGGCACUAUCAAAGGUGGGAGAGCUUGCUUAGGACCGCUUGGUGAAACUCGCAGUCCGCGCGAGGAGGCUUUGCAGGGCCGCAAUCUGCACGAGAUUGAUGAUUGGCGGCCAUACGUCAAGUACGAAGGAGGUAUAGCAGAAAGGGAUGCGCUUGCAGGCUGGUUGCGGGCGACCCUUCCGAGCCCGCUUGAACAAUAAAACUUCCCAUUGUAUACACAAGCAUCUAUCCGACCUAUCAUGGUAUUGUAAAAUCUGUCCAUAUAGCUUGUAUAUCAUGGAGCUGUCGAGCAUAAAUCACUGUCUUUCUAUAACCCAUUUUGUAUCGUUGAGAAAAUGUAUUAUUCACAACCCG
Molecule: messenger RNA, 1588 nt
Organism: Aplosporella prunicola CBS 121167
Lineage: Eukaryota; Fungi; Ascomycota; Dothideomycetes; Botryosphaeriales; Aplosporellaceae
Exons: 2
Coding region: 175-1434 (419 amino acids)
Biological process (GO): protein lipoylation
Cellular component (GO): mitochondrion; cytoplasm
Molecular function (GO): lipoyltransferase activity
Source: RefSeq, a predicted model, not a curated record